Messenger RNA from Drosophila rhopaloa, 11673 nucleotides. RefSeq names its product voltage-dependent calcium channel type A subunit alpha-1 (gene cac). The transcript has 36 exons. Gene Ontology annotation, cellular component: voltage-gated calcium channel complex; membrane. Gene Ontology annotation, biological process: chemical synaptic transmission; calcium ion import across plasma membrane. Gene Ontology annotation, molecular function: calcium ion binding; high voltage-gated calcium channel activity. Bases 1062 to 6899 code for a protein of 1945 amino acids. NCBI's taxonomy places the organism in Eukaryota, Metazoa, Arthropoda, Insecta, Diptera, Drosophilidae. The record is from RefSeq and is a predicted model, not a curated record.
CCCGUCCAAGCGGUUUUUGUUUUUUAUUUAUAACGGUUCGCCAUUUAUCAGCAAAUAUGAGGCAGCCAGGAAACGGAAAAGCAAGGCCCAAUGCUGUUGUUAACAAUUGAAGUGCAAUACAUUAGUGCUCGUGCUGUGAAAAUUCUACAAUUCGAAAGUUGUGUGCGCUGGCAUCCGAAUUCGGGUCGAGUGGUGAAAAUAAAACGACAAACAUCCAACCAAGAAAAAGAAUUGUCUGCGAACGCAACGACAAAACGGGCAAAAGGGGCGACAAUGGCGACGAGAACAGAGGAAAAGGCCAAGUGAAAAGCGUUAUUCGGUUACUCGGUUAUUCGGUUUUUCGGGCGUACUGAAGCCAAAAAACGACCUCUGGCUGCGUUUCUUCAGGCCCAUCUGCGGCCAGAUCAAUUUUUUAGGUCUUCUGGCACCCCCCUCCCCCCAGUGUCUUCCCAGUGACUAACGGGAUAUCCAAGUUUCAGUUUUGGGCCCGAUCCCAAUUACCGUCACAGAACCAAACACCAGUAACUAAACCUAUCCCCAAUAACCAGUUUUUACGUGCAAUAAUAACACGGUUAUGCUGAGAAGCUGAAGGAUAAUAAAAGACUACAGUCAAAGCAAUUCUGUUCAAGGAGCGAAAAAUAAGUCAAAAAAUUCAAAAGUACGAGUCAACCACUUCCACCCACCCCAACAGUAAAAAAAAGCCAAGAAAGAGCGAUCAAAACAAGCGGAGGGAUACAGCGGGGACGAGGGAAAGGGAAGAAUCGGAUCCGGAAUCCUCCAGUCAUCCACAAUCAUCACCAGCAACAGCUAAUCGGACUCGCGAGCUAAAUGUCCAGUUGCCGCUAUCGUGCCAUACGGACGGCGUGUCACUCCCGACAAAUGCGUAUUGUGGUUGACCUUGUUUAAUAUAAUUAUGGCCGAGCGGUCGUUACAAAAGUAUCAGAAAUUGGAUACAGUGACGGUUGGAAGCGGCUCAGGAAGUAGUGCAAGCAGAGCAUCAACAGGACUUCUUAGGCGGGGGGCACUUGGGUCGAAAGGGAGCCCAUCGCUUAGCUGAUAGAAUGGGUGGCCCGAAAAAAGAGGAAAACCCACCAGGUGGUGGUCCGACGUCAUUGUUUAUUCUAACCGAGGAUAACCCAAUUAGAAAGUACACACGAUUCAUCAUAGAAUGGCCGCCCUUUGAAUACGCUGUGUUAUUGACAAUCAUAGCCAACUGUGUUGUGUUGGCACUAGAGGAGCACUUACCAGGGGGCGACAAGACAGUAUUGGCUCAAAAAUUGGAAAAAACGGAGGCCUAUUUUUUAUGCAUUUUCUGUGUAGAAGCGUCGCUCAAGAUCCUCGCCUUAGGGCUUGUUCUGCAUAAACACUCCUAUCUCAGGAAUAUUUGGAACAUCAUGGAUUUUUUCGUCGUAGUUACGGGAUUCAUGACACUGUACCCACAAAUAGGGCCCGAGGUAGACCUAAGAACACUUAGAGCCAUUCGUGUGCUACGGCCCUUAAAAUUAGUGUCUGGAAUUCCUAGUUUACAAGUAGUUUUAAAAUCUAUAAUCAAGGCGAUGGCACCUUUACUGCAAAUCGGUCUCUUGGUGUUGUUUGCAAUCGUAAUUUUUGCAAUCAUUGGACUCGAGUUUUAUUCGGGCGCACUGCAUAAGACUUGUUAUAGCUUAGAAGAUCCAAACAAACUAGUGAAGGAGGGCGAAUCAGAGACGCCUUGCAACACGGACAACACCACGGAAAAGGCAACCGGCUCCUUUGUAUGCAACAACACCACGAGCAUGUGUCUGGAAAAGUGGGACGGACCAAAUUCAGGUAUCACGAGUUUCGAUAAUAUCGGAUUUGCCAUGUUGACCGUAUUCCAAUGUAUCACGAUGGAGGGCUGGACGUCAAUACUGUAUUGGACCAACGACGCAUUAGGUUCAGCAUUUAAUUGGAUAUAUUUCGUGCCUCUUAUAGUUAUAGGCUCAUUUUUUAUGCUCAACUUAGUUCUUGGUGUCCUUAGUGGUGAAUUCGCAAAAGAACGAGAAAAAGUAGAAAAUAGACAAGAGUUUCUUAAACUUAGAAGGCAGCAGCAACUAGAAAGAGAGUUAAACGGCUAUGUUGAAUGGAUUUGUAAAGCUGAGGAGGUAAUACUAGCUGAGGAGCGAACAACGGAAGAAGAAAAAAUGCACAUAAUGGAGGCUCGUAGACGAAACGCUGCCAAGCGAAAAAAGCUGAAAAGCUUGGGAAAGUCAAAGUCGACAGAUACAGAGGAGGAGGAAGCCGAGGAAGAUUAUGGCGACGAUGGUUACCUGAAAACUCGCUCAAAACCUCAAGGAAGUUGUACCGGAUUUUGGCGGGCGGAGAAGAGGUUUCGUUUCUGGAUCCGACACACGGUGAAGACGCAAUGGUUCUACUGGUUCGUGAUCGUCCUCGUCUUUCUGAACACAGUCUGCGUUGCCGUCGAGCAUUACGGGCAGCCCUCGUUCCUCACGGAGUUUCUGUACUACGCUGAAUUCAUCUUCCUGGGACUCUUUAUGUCGGAGAUGUUUAUAAAGAUGUAUGCGUUGGGGCCGCGAAUCUACUUUGAGUCGUCGUUCAACCGUUUUGAUUGCGUUGUCAUUAGUGGUUCGAUAUUCGAAGUGAUCUGGUCAGAGGUCAAAGGCGGUUCGUUCGGUCUGUCUGUGCUGCGAGCCCUGCGAUUGCUGCGCAUCUUCAAAGUCACCAAGUACUGGUCCUCGCUGCGCAAUCUAGUCAUCUCUCUGUUGAACUCGAUGAGAUCCAUCAUCUCAUUGUUGUUCCUGCUCUUCUUGUUCAUCCUCAUAUUCGCUUUACUUGGCAUGCAGUUAUUUGGCGGCCAGUUCAAUCUGCCUGGAGGCACGCCCGAAACCAAUUUUAACACUUUCCCGAUAGCACUGUUGACAGUAUUCCAAAUCCUCACUGGCGAAGAUUGGAACGAAGUCAUGUAUCAGGGCAUCAUAUCUCAGGGAGGUGCUCAGAAAGGAAUGAUUUACUCUAUAUACUUUAUCGUUUUGGUACUCUUCGGAAAUUACACGCUAUUAAAUGUGUUCUUGGCUAUCGCCGUUGAUAAUUUGGCGAAUGCCCAAGAACUUACAGCAGCCGAAGAGGAACAAGUCGAAGAGGAUAAAGAGAAACAACUGCAGGAGCUCGAGAAGGAGAUGGAGGCCCUCCAAGCCGACGGUGUCCAUGUGGAGAAUGGAGACGGUACUGUAGCCCCCAGCAAGGCCAAGGGCAAGAAGAAGGAGGAGGAGAAAAAGGAGGAGGAUGAAGUGACGGAAGGUCCCAAGCCAAUGUUGCCGUACUCAUCGAUGUUUAUACUUUCACCAACAAAUCCCAUACGACGCGGCGCCCAUUGGGUUGUUAAUUUACCAUAUUUUGAUUUCUUCAUUAUGGUUGUCAUCUCAAUGUCAUCAAUAGCAUUAGCAGCCGAAGAUCCCGUUCGUGAGAACUCAAGGCGAAACAAGAUACUGAAUUAUUUCGAUUAUGCAUUUACCGGCGUAUUCACGAUAGAAAUGUUGCUGAAAAUUGUAGACUUGGGUGUUAUCCUGCACCCUGGCAGCUAUUUAAGAGAAUUCUGGAAUAUUAUGGAUGCUGUGGUCGUUAUAUGCGCUGCUGUUAGUUUCGGUUUCGAUAUGAGCGGUAGCAGCGCUGGACAAAAUUUAUCGACUAUUAAAUCGCUUCGGGUAUUGCGUGUCCUACGCCCAUUGAAGACCAUUAAGCGUGUACCAAAAUUGAAAGCCGUGUUCGAUUGCGUCGUGAACUCAUUGAAAAAUGUUGUUAACAUUCUAAUCGUGUACAUAUUGUUUCAAUUUAUAUUUUCUGUUAUUGGAGUACAAUUGUUCAAUGGAAAAUUUUUUUAUUGUACGGACGAAAGUAAACAUACUUCCGCAGAGUGCCAGGGCUCGUACUUCAAGUACGAGGAGGACGAGCUGCUGCCCAAACAGGAGCUGAGGGUUUGGAAGCCUAGGGCCUUCCACUACGAUAAUGUCGCCGCCGCGAUGUUGACACUAUUCGCUGUCCAGACCGGCGAGGGAUGGCCACAGGUCUUGCAACACUCAAUGGCUGCCACUUAUGAAGAUAGGGGUCCAAUCCAAAAUUUCCGGAUCGAAAUGUCCAUAUUUUAUAUUGUGUAUUUUAUUGUAUUUCCGUUCUUCUUCGUCAACAUAUUCGUGGCCUUGAUUAUUAUUACGUUUCAAGAGCAAGGCGAAGCUGAGUUACAAGAUGGCGAAAUUGACAAAAAUCAGAAAUCCUGCAUCGAUUUUACUAUAGGAGCACGGCCUCUCGAGCGCUAUAUGCCCAAAAACCGGAACACUUUCAAGUAUAAAGUGUGGCGAAUUGUGGUGUCAACGCCUUUCGAGUACUUCAUUAUGAUGUUGAUCGUGUUCAAUACCCUGUUGUUGAUGAUGAAGUAUCAUAAUCAAGGAGACAUGUAUGAAAAGUCGCUUAAGUACAUCAACAUGGGAUUCACUGGAAUGUUUAGUGUAGAAACUGUGCUAAAAAUAAUUGGAUUCGGUGUUAAGAAUUUCUUCAAGGACCCGUGGAACAUAUUCGAUUUAAUCACCGUGCUGGGCAGCAUUGUGGAUGCACUGUGGAUGGAAUUCGGGCACGAUGAUUCGAACUCAAUCAACGUCGGCUUCCUGCGUUUGUUUCGUGCGGCGCGCCUUAUCAAAUUACUUCGUCAAGGAUACACAAUACGAAUUCUCCUCUGGACAUUUGUACAAUCAUUUAAAGCACUUCCUUAUGUCUGUUUGCUUAUAGCAAUGCUAUUUUUUAUAUACGCCAUUAUCGGCAUGCAGGUGUUCGGGAAUAUCAAACUAGGUACGGUGGAAAAUUCCAUUACUAGACACAACAACUUCCAAUCAUUUAUUCAAGGCGUCAUGUUGCUAUUCAGGUGUGCGACGGGCGAGGCCUGGCCAAACAUAAUGCUGGCCUGCCUCAAGGGCAAGGCCUGCGACGAGGACGCCGAGAAGGCACCUGGGGAGUACUGCGGAUCCACGCUGGCCUACGCCUACUUCGUAUCAUUUAUAUUCUUCUGCUCCUUCCUGAUGUUGAAUCUGUUCGUCGCCGUCAUCAUGGAUAAUUUUGAUUAUCUCACGAGGGACUCCAGCAUAUUGGGUGCUCAUCACUUAGACGAAUUUGUGCGCAUAUGGGCGGAAUAUGAUCCAAAUGCGACUGGAAAAAUACACUACACGGAAAUGUACGACAUGCUGAAAAAUAUGGAUCCUCCGUUGGGAUUUGGAAACAAAUGUCCCAACCGAUUGGCCUACAAAAAACUAAUACGAAUGAACAUGCCCUUAGACGACGAAUUGAGAGUUCAGUUCACAACAACGUUAUUCGCGUUGAUUCGGGAGAAUCUCAGCAUCAAAAUGCGAGCGCCUGAGGAGAUGGACCAGGCGGACAUGGAGCUGAGGGAGACCAUCACGAACAUCUGGCCCCUGCAGGCGAAGAAGAUGCUGAACCUGCUGGUGCCGCCCAGCGAUCAGCUCAACAAGGGCAAGCUCUCAGUGGGUAAAAUCUAUGCAGGUUUCCUCAUCCUGGAGUCCUGGCGCAGCACGCGGUUCGGCCAGCUCGAUUCGGGAAUGCCGCGGAAGAAGCCGGAAGACGAUGAUGAGCAUAAAUAUAGCCCAACGGCAGUCGAAGAGCCGAAACAAUCAUUCUUUAACUGCCUCCUCGAUAUGGCCGCCCUUGACAAAGGAGGAUCGCGACAGGGCUCCAUAAGUUUCGAGCCAAAUGGGGAAGGAGCCGCCAACUCACAAACACAUUUGUUAGCCAGCACGCACCACCACCACGCAAACGGUGAUGCCGAACACAACAGUUUGGCAACACUAGCACGGCGGAGUACGAUCAGAAAACGAUCAGUUAGAAACAAAAAGAUGCUGGAGCUGCAGGACGCUUCGAGACAUCCCUCGCAGGAAUCGCUUACCGGUGCCGAUGCUGGCCAUUUACAUCCUGGACAUUCGUAUAUGAAUGGUCAUCGGCGAUCGCCUAGCUUGAGGCACAACGGCUCUCCACUGGCCAGAUCUCCGAGUCCUCGACGGCGUGGCCAUCAAUACAUACAUCAUGAUAUCGGGUUCUCCGAUACCGUAUCUAAUGUCGUAGAGAUGGUCAAAGAGACGCGUCAUCCUAGGCAUGGCAACAGUCAUCCGCGGUAUCCAAGAGGUUCAUGGUCAGCAUCGACAAGUCCGGCCCGUUCGCCUUCGCCUUCUCGAUAUGGUGGUCAUUUGUCUCGCAGUAAACGCACUCAACUGCCUUAUCCCACAUAUGGGACAACCAGUCUAUGUCAAAGAUCACGAUCGCCGAGUCCCGCUAGACUUCAGGAGAUGCGUGAACGAGACAGACUUGGUUAUGGGAUUGAUAUGGGUGCAGCGCACGUGCAGCACAGUUACCCAACUCUGGCGUCCCGUCGUGCUGGAAUCGGAAGACGCCUUCCUCCGACUCCAAGCAAACCGUCAACACUGCAGCUCAAGCCAACCAACAUCAAUUUCCCCAAGCUGAAUGCGAGUCCCACACAUACACACCAUUCAACGCCCCACAGUGUUCACUCGCUACCACACCACCGCGACCUGCUGCGAGAUCCAAGGGAUAUGUACUAUAGUAGUAGAGAACGCGAGCGGGAUCGCGAACGCCUUAGGGAUCGGGAAAGGGAUCGCGAUCGUCUGCACGAGUACGACCUGCGCUACGAGUACCGGGAUCGGGAGCGGGAGUUGUACGAGCGCGAACGAGAUCGCGAGCGGGAAGUCGAAAGAGAAAGACUGGAAUAUAUAGCACCGCUGUCAUUUGAACAAGCGCUGGCUAUGGGCCGAACAGGUCGUGUACUGCCAUCUCCAGUUCUAAAUGGUUUUAAGCCAAAGAGUAGUCUGAACCCUCGACACUCCGAUUCGGAUGAGGAGGAUUGGUGCUAGCAAAGGCUUUGAUUGCGAUCGCGUAAUCGAAAGGAUCAGAUCUGGGUAUAGCAUCAGGCCAUAUGCUCCUCUUUGUCGGCACCAAACUUAGAUCACAAUUUUGAUACGAUACGACACAGAUACCAACCCGAACAUCAACCCCAACACCUUUGUCCACACCCACACCUGUACCGCAAGCAACACCUUGACCAAAGGUAUAGCACGAAUGUAUCGACACCAAAACUAGGAACAACUAUAUCUGAUAUCAAAUUGGCUAGAGAAAGCUUACAGGAAUUAAACCCGAAUCGACAACCGCAAUCGCAACGGAAGCAAGAGCAACAAUUGGAGCAUCAAGAAGGGCGGUUAGGGUGGCUCAGAUGGUGCCAGGAGCCUUAUGAACCCCCAAUGAUGGCAUCAUUGCCCGAAACCAGAGCAACAUCGCCCCAGUCUGAUAACGAAUUAAUCCGAAAUAUAAGGAGAAAAGAAACUGGAACAACUGCAAUAACACCAAGGACAACUAAAACUGAAGCAAUGAUAUUAAGCGUACCAAUUACAAUAACGUCCCCAUUAGCUAUUACAAAGAUAUACUCAGAUAAUGACAUUAAUUAUAAUACCGAAAAGGAUAAUGGCGGAAUAGAGGAAGCAGCCCACCAUUAUCACCAGCCAGAACUUACCACACCAGAUCUACAACACGAGCCACCACUGCAGCAACACAGCCAGCACUAUCCGCAGUAUUCGUAUCAUACGCUAUGAGGAGUACAGGAUCCAGAACCAGAAUCCGCUAAAAGUGCAACUUUAAUUGAAACUGAAACGAGGUGUAAAUGAUGUGAGAGAUAGCGUAACGAAAGUAGAGGGACAUGUAAACAAAAUAGAGCUACUAAUUGCCAUUUCUAGGCAGGAGUGGAAAACUUAAUGUUAGAUAUGAAUAUGAUCAAGUGUAUUCUACUUUUUUUCUACUGUAAGGACAAGUCUAGAUGAAGAGCUCAUAAAAAUGAAACAAAUAAUAACGGAACUUUUUGAAACAGAACACACAUAGCUCUAGGUCUAAAUACAUAGAAAAUAAAAUUGUAGGUACUCGCAUACAUUGUAAGUUAUCUAGGACAUAGCUCGAGGAAUCAGUAAACUGCAAGCGUUUUUGUCUUGUUUGUAUUUAAAGUUAGUAAUUCAAUUCAAAUGUGUAUUUAAAUGCGACGUUUUAUUUAUUCUUUGUACAUACCAGAUAAUUGUAGAUAUCAAAUUUUUGUAUGUAAUAUAUUUACCUACGACUACUAUUAUAAAUACCUUCAACAAAAUGAACGCGCUAUUCGCUAUAAUAGCAAUCAAUGAGCGCAUUUUAGUCCCCUACGAUUUUUUAUUCAGUUAUGUAUACUUGAGCGGAUAUUUUGUUUUGACUAAAAUAACUUCACAAAACCGGAGAAGAAUAAAUCAAACAUAUAAAGAAUUCAAAUACAAAGCCCAACUACAACCAAAUAACUCAAUUAUGACCAAAAGUAUGUAUCUGUAAAAUUAGCAUCAACCAGUGCCAUGCGUGUGUACAGACUUUGAAAUUUACAAUAGCUUUUUUUGUCAUAUUUCUUCAUAAUAGAACGAUCUUUUAGGUGUAUGCUUCUGUUAACGUAUUUCCGACAGAGUUUCGUAUGGUGAAAUUAGCUUCUUUCGAUCAGUUCAAAAAAUGUUUGUCUAUAUGUAUUUACAAAUAAAAGUAUAUGGCAUUGUUUUACAAUCGAACAUCUUCAACAAAAACAUGUGUAGAUAUAACACAUACACCUCCGGCUCCUCAUACUCUUUAUAGAAUGUGUAUAAUGUAUAAAAAUUGCAGAGCUCAUAGCACAUCAAACAUAAUAUAUUCAAAUAUAUAUGCCGGCACACAGCCCCUCCAACUCACUAAAAAAAUGCAGACAUCAUGUGUAUAGAUAGACGAAUCGUACAUGUUGGACGACGGGAUAUCGAAGAGCGCACAAUAAUUGUAAUUUAAAGAAAUGAAUCCAUAACUUAAGUAAAUAAUUAUAGCAGCUGAGCAGUAUUGCGAAUUUACACAGCAACUUAACUUACCAUUACGAUUAUGAUAAUGACUAGAGUCGUAGAAUGCAUACGAAGGUAACAAACAUUAAGCAACCGAAGAAACACUAACCCAAAGCUAACGUAACUGAGCUGACUUCAGCUAAGUACGAUACUUAAAUAUUAACUGAGCAAUACUGAAUAGGGAAAACGACUAACCUAGAAAUGAUAAACCAAUAUAUACACUGAAAAAAGGCCAAAAUCGCCAUUUAAUUUAGAAAUUCGCCAUGAAAAUAAAUAUAUGGCGCUUAGCCAAAAUUUUAAGAAAAUCCUGUUCUUUAAAAUAUAAAAUUUUCUAAAUAAAUCGAAUGGCUUUCUAAUCAUAAAAAAUAAUCAAUUUAAGACAUUUUCCAUAAAUCCAGAAUAUUUGUACAUUAUUUAGCUCAGGAAAUUUUCUUUGAAAAAAGAACUGAUUUUUCUUAAACACAGAAAGAAAGUUUUUAAAUGUCUUAAUUCUAAAAUAUAGAGAGACCAAACAAAAUGUAUAUUUUUUUUAAAUAAUUUCUUUAUUUUAUGUGUUAUGUUGUUGAGUUAGCCUUUUAAAUUUUAUUACUGUAAAAGUGAAAUAUUGGAAAAAGCGUUUCCUAAAAAUAUUCUCGUUUUAAUGUGAACGCAUAGGUGCAAUUUAUUUUUUGUACACAAGUGAAAUAUGGUCAAAAACUAAUGAAAUGAUCGCCAUUUUUAAAACCAAGAGGUUUACUCCAAGUUAUCAAGAUAUAAAAAUAAUAUUACUUUUGAAAAUAUUUUGUUUUUAUUUUACAAAAUCCGGCAGCAAGAAAUAUUUCUAGUUAAUUUUAAUGAAAAACUUUUUUUAUUUUAAAAACAAUUUUUAUAAAUAUGCUUUUUUUACGGAGAACAUUUUCAAAUGUGAGGAAAACAUUUUUAAAAUUUUUCUUAGAUAAAGAAAAAGUUUAAUUUUAUGGCGAUUUUCUAAAAGCUAGAAAAAAAAUUCGAGUGUGAAAAGAAAAGCGGCAACCGUAUUCUUCUAAAAUUAUCUUAAUAUCGGAUGCAAAUGAACAUACAUUCAAGAAAUAUACAAAUGCCUAAAUAGAUAAAUAUACAUACAAUAGUUUAUAACUAGUCUCAAAAAAAAAAAGAAACCGAAUUCCAUCGCUAAGGGAAAACAAAGUUCGCCGGUAUAAAGAUUCACUCUCCAAUUAAUUGUAUACACACAGCGCACUACCGAGUGCUGUUGCACGUACUUACGAUGUUCACUUUUGACUACUUCCAGUAAAAGUUUGUCCACGCGGCAGAUGUUUCAAAUCCUCAGUCUUAGGCUAAGAUCAGAUUUUUGAACUUCAUUUGCACCGCUUGUUUAACAUUAACAUUCAAGUUAUUACUAGCGAUAUCCUCACACAAGUAGAGUUCUUGGAAGGGCAGCUUAGGGCUCAUUAGCUCAAUUACUACUACUGAAUCAUUGCCCUGAUGCCAAAACUAAAAUAAAUAAAUAACAAAAUCAAAAAAAAAAAGAACGAAACGAAACAAAACAAAAACAAAAAUAGAAAUGAGUACAAAAUAUAAAUAUAGUUUACUAAUGUCGUUUCGAUAUUAGAUGUAUAUCCAAUUCAUCAAGCCUUUAGAGGAAAUAUUUAGUUAGCAAAUAAUUGGCACACUUGACCAUUUCAAAUGAAAUUAAUCGCCAUUUGGAUCCUAUUCGAUCCGCUUUUAAUGCUCACAAUCUUCGCUUCGUCCUUCGUCCUUCGACUAGGCUCCAGCUUCCCCACUAAACUCUUACUUCUACAAUAAACAUUCUUACAUACACACUUACGUGGUUGGGUGCCGAGUGCAGGAAUCAAUGAAUAUUCGAUUUUUCGGGGCAGAACAAGUCGGGGCAUUGGGAAACAGCUUGUGAACCACCUUCAAAAAGUAUAAAGUAUACGUAAACAUAUAAUUGAAAGACAAUGCCGCGAUCGAUAGUUCUCCCAGGCUCUUGUAUUCCUCCCCUACAUUGUUAAAUACUCCAGAUGCUUGAAGGCGGGGCGCCAGUCCAUUCGAUCGAAACCGCUGAACCGUGGAAUCCAUAGCUGGAUAUGUGGUGAAAUAUACUUGAGUGUGCAUAUAAUCAUUAUAGAAUGCAAACAAGGCUGCUGCCGAGCCAAGCCCCAUGUGAAAUUGAGGGUGACCCGAACGGCCAGGUCCGCUCCCUGUGUUCCUUGUCUCAUGUCGUAGGUGGCUUACUUUCUUUAAACAAUAAAUUUAACCAUAACUUUACGAUUCGAUUGUAUAUUUUGUUAUUUGUUUACUGUCUGGUGUGAACGGUUACAUGAAAAAAAUAUAUGUAAGUAGAUCGACUUUUUUUUACAAAGCAACAAAAUAUAGGAUGUGCGAAGAGAUAGUAUGCAAUUGAAAAGGAAAAAAAUUAAUGAUAAAAACUAGUUUAAAAUUAGACAAUGUAACUGUUAUGGCUAAACAUUAAUGAUAAAACAUAUACAUAAAUAUAUAAAACAAAAGAAAUAAUUAUAAAUAUCUUAAUUUAAUGUACUAAGUGAAUAACGCAGUUAAAAUAAUUACUAAGGUACGCUAGAGAUAAUUAAACUACAUUUAAUAAUUAUGUAAUUAUAAAUAUGACUCGUAAUUUAUAUACAAGAUAUACAUACAUAAACAUAUAAUAACAUAAAUACCUGCCUUCAACAAAUUUGUUAAUAAAACUAUUAAUACUUUCUUAUUUUACAUAAAGUAAAGGAAUACCAUAAUAAAAAACAAGAAGAAAAUAAAUGCAAGAAAAGUAACACAAAAA